This is a messenger RNA of Gossypium raimondii (Peruvian cotton), 3437 nucleotides long. RefSeq names its product alpha-xylosidase 1. The record is from RefSeq and is a predicted model, not a curated record. NCBI's taxonomy places the organism in Eukaryota, Viridiplantae, Streptophyta, Magnoliopsida, Malvales, Malvaceae. Gene Ontology annotation, molecular function: carbohydrate binding; hydrolase activity, hydrolyzing O-glycosyl compounds. The transcript is spliced from 3 exons. Gene Ontology annotation, biological process: carbohydrate metabolic process. Bases 344 to 3133 code for a protein of 929 amino acids.
CACUCUGGUGGUGUGCUCUAUAUUACUGUUCGAAACAAUGCGAUAAGAGGCUAUUCUUGCUGGUUUUUUCUUAGGGGUUUAGUGUUCGAGAGAGAAAAAUCAGAGCCAUAGAUUUCUAAUCCUUUUUUCUUCUUUUUCUUCUGCUAGAUCUAGCAGUAUCGAAUUCGAUUUUCUUUUGUUUUCGUUUUGGGUUCUCUUGAGAAGGCAAAACGGUAGAGAGGAGGCUUUGUUGAGCGUGUCUAAGACCACCCUAUUCAUGCAUCAAAUGAUUGCCACUUACUUCAUUCAGUGAGUCCUAUAUAUAGUCCUUUUAACACUCUUUGCUCUCUGCAUUGUUUAAGCAAUGUUCUCUCCAGCUUCACUACUUUCUUUGAGUUCCCUCUACGUUCUUCUGGUUUUAUUAUCAUGUUUCUUUGGAGGGGUUUCUUCUGUUCCCACUAAGGUUGGAAAAGGGUACCGUUUGAUCUCAGCUGAGGAGACCUCUGAUGGUGGCUUUUUGGGUCACCUUCAGGUCAAGCAAAAGAACAACAUUUAUGGUCCUGAUAUUCCUCUCUUGCAACUUUAUGUCAAGCAUGAUACGGGAGAUCGUUUGAGGGUACACAUAACAGAUGCUGAGAAGCAGAGAUGGGAAGUUCCGUAUAAUCUUUUACCAAGGGAACAACCACCCGCAUUGAAGCAAACGAUUGGGAGAUCAAGAAAGAACCUUUUAACAGUGUCGGAGCUUGCAGGGUCUGAGCUCAUAUUCAGCUUCACAGCCGACCCUUUUAGCUUUGCGGUGAAAAGGAAAUCAAAUGGGCAGACCCUUUUCAAUUCCAGCUCUGGUGGGUCGGACUCAUUCGGAGAAAUGGUGUUUAAGGACCAGUACUUGGAGAUAUCCACACAGUUGCCUAAAGAUGCUUCACUGUAUGGACUUGGAGAGAACACUCAACCGCAUGGCAUUAAGCUGUAUCCCAAUGAUCCUUACACGUUAUACACAACCGAUGUGUCGGCUAUUAACCUCAACACUGAUUUGUACGGAUCCCACCCUGUUUACAUGGACUUGAGGAAUGUGGGUGGUGAGCCAUUUGCACAUGCUGUUCUCUUGUUGAACAGCAAUGGCAUGGAUGUGUUUUACAAAGGGAAUUCAUUGACAUAUAAGAUUAUUGGUGGUGUUUUUGACUUUUACUUCUUUUCUGGCCCCACUCCCCUUGACGUUGUUGAUCAGUACACCUCUUUUAUCGGCAGGCCUGCUCCCAUGCCUUAUUGGUCUCUAGGGUUUCACCAAUGCCGAUGGGGUUACCAUAACCUCUCUGUAGUUGAAGAUGUAGUUGAGAAUUACAGGAAGGCUCAGAUCCCACUUGAUGUGAUCUGGAAUGAUGAUGAUCAUAUGGAUGGCCAUAAGGACUUCACCCUCAACCCCGUAAACUACCCUCGUUCUAAGCUUCUUGCAUUCUUGGACAAAAUACAUAACAGAGGCAUGAAAUACAUUGUCAUUAUUGAUCCUGGAAUUGGUGUUAAUUCCAGUUAUGGUGUAUACCAAAGAGGCAUUGCCAAUGAUGUAUUUAUCAAGUAUGACGGUGAGCCUUACUUGGCCCAAGUGUGGCCCGGGGCUGUUAAUUUCCCGGACUUCCUCAACCCUAAAACUGUUGCAUGGUGGGGUGAUGAAAUCAGACGUUUCCAUGAACUGGUCCCUGUUGAUGGUCUCUGGAUCGACAUGAAUGAAGCUUCGAACUUCUGUUCUGGGAAGUGCACGAUACCGAAAGGCAAGCAGUGCCCGAGUGGGACUGGCCCUGGUUGGAUUUGUUGCUUGGACUGCAAGAACAUAACAAAGACGAGAUGGGACGAUCCACCAUACAAGAUCAAUGCUUCAGGCUUGCAGGUACCUAUUGGGUUCAAAACUAUUGCCACUAGUGCAGUUCACUACAACGGUGUUCUAGAGUACGAUGCUCACAGUCUUUACGGCUUUUCACAAGCCAUAGCAACUCACAAGGCACUCCAAGGGCUUGAGGGAAAACGGCCAUUUAUAUUGUCACGAUCUACAUAUGUUGGUUCGGGAAAAUAUGCUGCUCAUUGGACAGGUGACAAUAAGGGCACUUGGGAAGAUUUGAAGUAUUCUAUAACUACAGUGUUGAACUUUGGUAUUUUUGGGGUUCCAAUGGUUGGUGCAGAUAUAUGUGGGUUCUAUCCUGCCCCAACUGAAGAGUUGUGUAACCGUUGGAUUGAAGUCGGUGCUUUUUACCCUUUCUCUAGGGAUCAUGCAAAUUACUAUUCUCCAAGGCAGGAGCUUUAUCAAUGGAAGACUGUAACCAAAUCUGCUCAAAAUGCACUAGGUAUGAGGUAUAAACUUCUUCCUUACCUCUACACACUCAACUAUUUGGCUCAUAAAAGCGGAGCACCAAUAGCCAGGCCACUUUUCUUCUCAUUUCCUGCUUACAAGGAGUGCUAUGGGUUGAGCACCCAAUUCUUGCUCGGAAGCAGUCUUAUGGUGUCUCCAGUGCUUGAGCAGGGGAAAACAUCAGUCAAAGCACUCUUCCCACCCGGUUCUUGGUACAAUCUCUUUGAUAUGACACAAACAAUAGUGUCAAAGGGACAGUACUUCAUGCUCGAUGCGCCGUUGCAUGUGGUCAAUGUACAUUUGUAUCAAAACACCAUACUACCAAUGCAGCAAGGAGGAAUGAUCUCCAAGGAAGCUAGAAUGACACCAUUUACUCUUAUAGUAACCUUCCCUGCCGGGGCUAGCGAAGCACAAGCCAAAGGCAACCUUUAUCUCGACGAUGAUGAGCUUCCAGAAAUGAAACUCGGAAACGGGUAUUCAACAUAUGUUGACUUAUACGCCACAUUGAAGCAGGGAUCGGUGAAGAUCUGGUCAGAAGUUCAGGAGGGUAAGUUUGCUUUAGACAAAGGUUGGAAAAUUGAGAAAAUAACAGUGUUGGGAUUGAGUGGAAGUGUAGACACGUCUGGACUUGAAAUUAAUGGAAGUCCAGUAGCCAAUGGAGCUUCCAACAUAGAAUUGAGCUCAAUGAAACAGAUGCAUUUGCAGGAUGUUGAAGAUGGGGUUGGCAAGAAGAAGUCUUUAAUGGUGGAACUUUCAGGCUUGAAUUUAUAUGUUGGAAAGAACUUUGACAUGUCCAUGAAAAUGGGGGUACAAGGUUGAUGAUUAUGGUGUUAUGUACUAUUUUUUUUUCCAUUUUCAUUGUUGAUGGUUUACUGUUUGUCUUAAUUGGGGGGGGGGGUUCGUCAUGGUGAAGCGAUGAACUUUAACUGCAACAGUCAUCCUUCUCCAUGCCAAAAGAACGGGGGUUCAAAUCUUGAUUGGUGCCUUGGUGGCAGUAAUGGAAAUUUGAUGAUAUAAUUUCAGUUGUUUUUUAAUUCAGGACAGAUCUUGGGUUUGGGCUCAAAGUCUAUUGGGCUAAAUGAUCAAUCCGAUGAACACAAAUAAAUCCCGUUAUUAUGCGUAA